UAGGCCGCCAUUGAAAAUAAGAAUUUGUUCUUAACUGACUUGCCUGGUUAAAUUUUAAAAAAUGUAUUUACAGUUCAGGAGUUACAACCUGCCCCCUGGCUUUUAGCUGUGAUAAAAUAAGCUUGAGGCUCAAAAUGGUGAGAGAAACAGGUGAGCAUGUGUUGAACCUUCUGAAAAGUAUUGCUUUGUUUUCAUGGCAAAUUAUUUCAGAAUGUCUCCAACUGUUACAGCUACUGCAAUGGCUGUAGAUGGCUGUUGUUCAAAUGGAAUCGGCUAUAUUGUGACUAUGUCCAAAGAGAAUGCUGGAUUUGGUGGGUAACUCUAAACUCCAACUGUCCUCCAAGUCACAGCAAAUCCCAUAAUCAAAAUGAGUAAUUAUUUUGCUUACAAGAGACACAAUGCAUGCAGUUUUGUGGGGACUCUCUCUGUACCCAUUGAUGUUGAAAGUAUAACGUCCGCAGUGUGUCCAUCAAGCACAUUUUUUGAUGGAUUCAAUCUAUAAGGAAUAGCUCUGAACCGUAUGCAGAAGGAAAAGGUUCUGUGUAACUGCAUACUCCUAUGCAGUGGCCUAGCCUACCUUGAAGUAUUUAACCCCCCACCCCCCAAAUGCUUCUCACUGCUUCUCAUAGCAACCCAUAGCAACUACCUCUGUGGCAACCGGAAUGUAGGACAACUCACCUCCCAACUGAAGCAACCAGCUUUUCGGACGGUCCAAGAUGCCAUUGGUUUGUUUGAGCCCACAGCAGGAGUGGCCUGCGAACUUGUCCAUCAAUAAUGUAUCUUGGAUUACCUUUCUAAAUUCUUCAGCUCAUUCUUAGGUGAGGACCGGUCGAGGUGAGCCUGUGUGCCGUUAGCGCUGGGUGUCGGGGAAACCUUUGCCUAUUCACGUGAGAAAAGAAGAGCCCUGAGAAGAAGAGCGACAAAUGGAGCUAAUGGGAUCCACCUUGACGGCGGAGUACACCCGACCCAAAACCAGCCAAUACUUCCCAGCCAUCUCCAACAUGGUGUCCUCCUACCGGAGCAACCAGCCUGUGCUGGCCAUGAACCCCAGUGCCAACCAGCCCUGGAGGACUAACGCCUACUACCGCACAGGCAGCGCUGCCGCCAUCCCCUCCCUCUCCUCCAUCCAGAGGGAGAACCUAGGCUUCGACCUGGUCCGAGCCAAGACUAUGUUCUACCCGUCAAACCGGUCAGCCAUGAUCACCCGCUACACCCCAGACGACUGGUACAAGUCCAACCAGAGCAACUACCGUGAGUCGGAGUCGUCCAGGAACAGUGCGGAGCGGCUGAGAAGGGAUACCAUUAGGUUGAUGCAAGAUAAAGAGCAGCUGACAAGGAGGACCCAGGAGACCACCAGUAAGAACAUCGGGGAACGCCUCAACGACAUCAGUUUCUGGAGGUCAGAGUUGAACCAUGAGAUAGACAACAUGGUGAGCGAGAUCAUGGCCCUCACUGAGGUGAAGAGAAGGCUGGAGAGAGCCCUGCAGGAGACGGAGGGGCCUCUGCAGGUGUCCCAAGAAUGCCUGUAUCACAGAGAGAAGCGAAUGUCCAUUGAUCUGGUUCACGACAACGUGGAGAAAGAUCUCAUAAGGGAAGUGGAGACCAUUAAGUCAUGCCAGGAGAGGAUGAGGAGACAUCUAGACAAAGCCAUCGCUCAACUAGCGUCAAACCGAGCAGCUCAGCAUGAGCUGGAGAGAGACCUCAGUGACAAGGUGACAGCCCAGAGAAUAGAUAAUAGGUGUCACCAUCUCAGGAAUGCGUCAGACGGGAUCAGCUACUACAGAGGGAUCGAGAGACUGGACCCAUCGCUCUCCCUGCCCGACUCGUGGUCAAAGUUCACGGAUGACAACAUCCUUCACUCCCAGAGCGAGCGGGCGGCUUCCCACAAGCUGCGUGAUGUUAUUGAGAUCCUGCUGAACGUCACGUCCAAUGAGAUGUGGAAACAUUUCAACACUGUCAACGUGGCCUUCACCAACCGCAUGUCAGAGACCGCCGACGCCAAGAACAGCCUGCAGACACACCUGGCUAAGACCCUCCAGGAAAUCUUCCAGACAGAGAUGCUGAUAGAGAGCCUGAAGAAGGCUCUGAGGGACAAGGAAUGCCCCCUGAAGGUGGCCCAGACCAGGCUGGACGAGAGGACACGCAGGCCCAACGUGGAGCUCUGCAGGGACAACCCACACCACAGACUGGUGGGAGAAGUGAGGGAGAUAGAGGACACCAUCCACAAGCUGCGUGAGAGACUGAUGGAGGCAGAGAACACCCUGCAGAAGCUGGUGAAGACCAAGGCUGCCCUGGAGCAUGACCUCUCCAUCAAGGCUAACUCCUUGUUCCUGGAUCAGGAGAAGUGCAUGGGCAUAAGGAAGAGCUUCCCCAGCACCCCACGCCUGGUGGGAUACACCUAAAGCCAUCACAUACAGUGCAUUCGGAAAGUAUUCAGACCCCUUGACUUUUACAGCCUUAUUCUAAAAUGGAUUAAAUGUUUUUUCAAAAACAUUUAAUCCAUUUUAGAAUAAGGCUGUAUACAUUUUAGAAUAACGUAACAAUGUGGAAAAAGGGAAGGGGUCUGAAUACCUCCCGAAUGCACUGUACAUGUAUACCACAGGAGGUUGGUGGUACCUUAAUUGUGGAGGACGGGCUCUUGGUAAUGAAUGGAGCGGAAUUGGUGGAAUGGUAUCAAAUAAAUCCAACACAUUGUUUCCAUGUUUUUGAUGCCAUUCCAUUUGCUCUGUUCCAGACAUUACUAUGAGCCGUCCUCCCCUCAGCAGCCUCCACUUAUGUAUACCAUAAGAGUGGUGGGCUACACUUGAGCAAUGACAAAGUACUGUACACACUAACUAAGGCCCAGAAUGUUUCCUGGUCAAGAGCAUUGCACAAGGGAAAACUCCUGGAUCCUAUAGCAAUGAGCAUCAUAUAGGGAUAGGGAAACGCAUAUCCUUUCCAUGCUAUUGUACCGACCUGACCUAUACUAUUCUGGCUCCGCUUUUCACAUUUUCCUUUCUAGCAUGGUUCCAGCCAAGCCAAUCUGCGCUAUACUGCUCUGGCCUGGUUCUUCCUACGCUGAGGAACCAGAUCAGAGCAGUAAUAGUCAGAUGGGCGUGGCUUGGCAAUAGAGAAUGAUAGAGGACUCUAGUGCACAAAAGCUUGAUUUAGCAUGAGCACCGCCAUUGAGGACGUUCACCAUUUGGGAGUCGUCAACUGGGUGUGACUUCCUUUAGGUUAAGGAAUGAUUAAAUAAUGUUGUCCAGGUCAUCAGGAGAGAUCAGCCAAUUAAUUUUACUUGUGAGUAAACAUUCCAUGACUGCAGGUGGCAGUAAAUCGCUAACUUUGGCUUUAUACCUUUUCAAACAACACACUACCGGUGGCAGUAUAUACCAUUUCAGUUUGUUUGCCAACUCAUAUAUGUAGUAGAAGAAAAACAUUGAUAACUUCCAAAAUGUAGAUAGCCUCAAUGGCGCAUGCUCUAACAUAUGCCAUAAUGGGACAGAUACAAUGAUGUGAUUUCUAUCUAAGUCUAUGGUGGAACAUUAUCACGACAAUAUAUUAUCAGGUCUGGGACUCAGGUUAGGGGACAGCCCUAUUGGUCUGACAGUCCAUGGAAACCAAACAGUGGUUCUGGGCGGGCAGCAGAUGUGGCAGUAAUCUCCAAACAAACAUACAGGAUUAGCUCCUGUAGCAGAGAGGCUAGAACAAAUAUAUAGGCCUCUGGAGGGUUACUUAGUCAACCUCUGAUCUGUCAGAGUCAAUAACUAGCCUGGAUGAUACCUUUGUGAGCCAUUGACACUCACUGGUGGUGGUUUUACUACUGUUUGAAAGAAAACUCAGGCCCUGGAAAGACACUAAAAGUUCAAGUGAAACUGACACAGGUGGCCAUUUUUUUUAUUACUUAUUUUUAAACCAUUCAGUGAGUGAGAUUUAUUGUAUUGUCAACUUAAUUUAGUAUUUGAUUGCCUUUACUGGUGGUAUAUAAAUAAUUUGACACAAUGGUGGAGCUGUGUAUAUAGUACAUCCACCCAUCUUCUCCUUCUCCCUGUAUAGAUUAUACCUAUCCCCCUCUUCUCCCCUUUCCUUCUCAUCCUCUUCCUGAUGUCUUUAUAGUCCAGAAUUGGGCUAUAAAUUGGGAAUUGUGAUGGAUUGCUGUAAUAGUUUUCCAGACACAUACGAUAACACACAGAGAAAGGCAUUACCCUGUAGCACUCACUUCUGUCAUCAUGAAGUCCUUUGAGAGGCUAGUUAAGGAUCAUAUCACCUCUACUUUACCUGACACCCUAGACCCACUUCAAUUUGCUUACCGCCCCAAUAG
Messenger RNA from Oncorhynchus mykiss (rainbow trout), 4300 nucleotides. RefSeq names its product tektin-3. The record is from RefSeq and is a predicted model, not a curated record. Gene Ontology annotation, cellular component: microtubule cytoskeleton; sperm flagellum; nucleus. Lineage: Eukaryota; Metazoa; Chordata; Actinopteri; Salmoniformes; Salmonidae. Gene Ontology annotation, biological process: cilium assembly; cilium movement involved in cell motility.